CCAAAUGGUACGGAUGGAGUUGUUGAAAAAGGAUUUGACUGAUGAGAUAAAAUCAAGAUUCUUCCACUUACAAAUCUCACUCGAAAUGGAGUCGCCCUUCAAGCCAGAGAUUCUCAAAGGCAAGGUAGCCCUUUUGACCGGAGGAGCUUCCGGUAUCGGCCUCGAGAUUUCCACACAGUUCGGUAAACAUGGCGCUUCCAUCGCCAUCAUGGGCCGUCGCAAAACCAUCGUUGACUCUGCCGUCUCCUCUCUCCAGUCUCUCGGUAUUCCGGCUGUUGGUUUUGCUGGGGAUGUUCGCAAUCAGAAAGAUGCCAAGCGAGUAGUAGAAUCAACUAUUGAACGCUAUGGGAAGCUCGAUAUUCUUGUGAACGCUGCUGCUGGCAAUUUCCUGGUCUCGCCAGAAGAUCUAUCUCCAAAUGGGUUUCGAACAGUGAUGGACAUCGAUUCUGUUGGUACGUUUACUAUGUGUCAUGAAGCCCUCAACUAUCUUAAGAAAGGAGCAGCAGGAAGAAGCUCAGAUAGUGGUGGAAUAAUACUGAAUAUCAGUGCCACCCUACACUACACAGCUGCUUGGUACCAAAUUCAUGUAGCUGCUGCUAAGGCGGCAGUGGAUGCAAUUACCAGAAAUUUGGCUCUGGAAUGGGGUACUGAUUAUGAUAUACGAGUCAAUGGGAUUGCACCUGGUCCGAUAAGCGACACUCCUGGUAUGAGGAAACUUGGACCGGAUGAGAUAAAAAGCAAAAGUAGAGAGGUCAUGCCUCUCUUCAAACUUGGGGAGAAAUGGGAUAUUGCCAUGGCAGCCAUCUAUCUUGCAUCAGAUACUGGUAAAUAUGUGAAUGGGACGACCCUAAUUGUUGAUGGAGGACUGUGGUUAAGCCGGCCACGUCACUUACCAAAGGGGGAAGUGAAACUGCUUUCUCGUGUAGUAGAAAAACGUGCUCGAGCUACACCCACUGGGGUACCACCUUCUAGCAAACUCUAGCCUAAUCGAAUGGUGGAUAAGAAAUUGGUUAAGGGGUAAUAUAUAUUGAAUAUGAGUGCUAGAUUUAUGGGGAAUAUGUAUUUGCCAAAGAAUAAAUGGGAUAUUACAUGCCGUUUUAUCAGAAAAUAUUUCGCUGAAAUCUUUAUAAUCUUGAAAUGAUGGCUUUGUUUUCUUGGAUUGUA
Cynara cardunculus var. scolymus (artichoke) is the source of this 1164-nucleotide messenger RNA. RefSeq names its product peroxisomal 2,4-dienoyl-CoA reductase-like. Gene Ontology annotation, biological process: fatty acid catabolic process. Bases 5 to 982 code for a protein of 325 amino acids. Gene Ontology annotation, molecular function: 2,4-dienoyl-CoA reductase (NADPH) activity. The transcript is spliced from 5 exons. The record is from RefSeq and is a predicted model, not a curated record. Lineage: Eukaryota; Viridiplantae; Streptophyta; Magnoliopsida; Asterales; Asteraceae.